Molecule: messenger RNA, 929 nt
Organism: Gekko japonicus
Lineage: Eukaryota; Metazoa; Chordata; Lepidosauria; Squamata; Gekkonidae
Gene: PID1
Product: phosphotyrosine interaction domain containing 1
Exons: 3
Coding region: 1-756 (251 amino acids)
Biological process (GO): negative regulation of insulin receptor signaling pathway; regulation of cell population proliferation; regulation of reactive oxygen species metabolic process
Cellular component (GO): cytoplasm
Source: RefSeq, a predicted model, not a curated record
AUGCCAUUACUGAAAAAGCCCAGUGACUGCUUGUCACCUUCCUCACCUCUGAAGGCCAGGGCAUGGAGUGCCGAGCAUGUGAGGCAGAUCUUAACUGGAGAUCUGGACAGUAUGGAAGAAGGCAGUUCUUUGGGUACCCAGACCCCAAGCCAUUUACGGCUCUUAAGUUUCAGGGAGAUGACACCAGUCAGUCUGGAUUAUGGCCACAGCAUUGUGCAUUGGGCAAGUGUUCACGUUAUCACAUCUGGUUGGGGAAAGGACUUUGGCCUACAGGAUAAGGUUACAUAUUUGGGUAAAGUUUCUACGACAGGAAUGCAGUUUUUGUCAGGUUGCACAGAAAAACCAGUCAUUGAGUUAUGGAAGAAACACACUCUUGCCAGAGAGGAUGUCUUCCCAGCUAAUGCUCUCCUGGAAAUCCGCCCCUUCCAAGUUUGGCUUCAUCAUCUGGACCUCAAAGGAGAAGCUACUGUCCACAUGGACACCUUUCAGGUUGCACGUAUUGCUUACUGCACUGCCGACCAUAAUGUCAGCCCAAACAUCUUUGCUUGGGUUUACCGAGAGAUCAACGAUGACUUGUCCUACCAGAUGGACUGCCAUGCUAUAGAGUGUGAGAGCAAGCUAGAGGCCAAGAAGUUGGCACAUGCCAUGAUGGAGGCCUUUAAGAAGACUUUCCAUAGCAUGAAGAGUGAUGGCCGGAUCCAUCGGAAUAGCUCAUCGGAGGAAAUGUCUCAAGAAUUGGAAUCGGAUGAUGGCUGAUAUGAACUCAUUAAUGAUUAAGCAAAAGCAGAAAUGGCCCUGGGAAUAGAAGCAUAUAGAUGAAUAAGCAACAGUUCGGUUUGGGAUGAGAGGUCUUCCCAGCACUUGACUGAUUCAGCUUUUCAAAAUAAAAAAGAGCAAUUCAGUAAACUCCCACAAAUGCAUAUUUUAAA